AACAUAUAAAUUUCUCAAUAGCCAUUUCAAGCAGUCUGUCGUCCAGUCUUUAGCAGUUCAUCACAAUUAUGUAUUUAUUAAUUAAAAGUAUUCUUAUUUUUUGUGUCUUUUUUACAAUUUCUGAUGCAGUUAUCCACGAUCUGCCUUCCUACUUUCCAAGAUGUAAGCGUUACGACCCCAAACUGAGCGAAUGUUUGCUAAAAGCGACCGAAACGGUCAAACCCUACCUUAUCAAAGGUGUCCCCGAGCUCGGAGUCCCUGCAAUUGAGCCCUAUGUCAUUCCUGAAAUAACACUAGAGCAAGGCACUCAAGCCUUGAACUUCAAAGCUUUACUGAAAAACGUCGUUGUUAAAGGAUUAGGAAGUUACAAGUUUUCGCAAUUUGAUUUUGAUGUUCCAAAUUUACAAUGGUUUUGUAAGGCUACAAUCGACAAUAUGGAUUUGACUGGCGACUACACUGUUACUGGAAAAAUUCUCUUAGCUCCCAUUGAAGGAAAAGGGAAAUUUGUUGCCGGCAUUGCUAAUUCGAAUAUCACCGCUUUUCAGAAAGUCGAAUUUGUAAAAAAAAGAGGAAAGGAUUAUGUCCGACCUGUUAACACCACUACAACUAUCGAAGUAGGUGGUCCAAAGGUCCAUUUGGAUGGACUUUUUGACGGAAAUGAGGAACUAAAUAGGGUGACUAAUACUGUAAUUAACGAUAACGUUAAUGAGUUAUUUGAAGAUCUAAAACCAGUGAUUCAGCAAAUUAUUACGAAUAUUGUAGAACAGUGGCUCUUUAGAGCUUUGGAAGACAAUGUACCUUUUGACAAACUGUAUCCUCGUGUUUUGACUCAAGCGGUGUACUAUCCUAGAUGCUAUAGAGACGACCCGGAUUUGAAUCAAUGCCUUUUAAAUGCAACUGAACAAGUGCGACCGUUUUUACAAAAAGGUGUUCCAGAGUUAAAUGUUCCUCCAAUUUCUCCGUUUUAUGUUCCCGAAGUGAAUCUCCAACUUGGAACAGAAUUUAUUAGUUACAAAUCGUCCCUCACCAAUGUUAUAGUCACAGGAUUGGACACUUAUAAAUUCACAAAAUUUGAUUUUGAUGUCAAAAAGCUCCUUUUCACUGGGGCGGUCACAAUGGGAAAAAUUAACAUUAAAGGCAAUUAUUCUAUCAAAGGAAAAAUUUUAACAGUGCCCAUUGAAGGUAAAGGACAAUUGGACACAACUGUAGUUAGUUCAAAUGGAAGUCUUGUACAACAAGCAAAAUUGGUGACGAAAAAAGGCAAGAUUUACCUCGAAUCUGAGAAGACCAAAAUCUACAUUGAUGUUGGUGAAGUCAAGUCCAAAAUGGAUGGUUUGUUUGAUGGAAAUGAAGUUUUAGCCAAAGCUGCUGAUAAUGUAAUUAAGGAAAAUUUGCAAGAUAUUAUAGAGGAAGUAAAACCUGCCAUCGAGGAAGUAUUUACCCAAAUUAUGGAAGGGAUUUUGUUCAAAAGUGUCUACAGGAUACCUUACGACAAGUUAUAUCCUCUUCACAAUCAGAAAUCGUAACCUGACUAACUUCUUUUUAAAUAAUUUAUUGACUGUGCCAAAUAUUAUUUGUCCCUAUUCCUGCAAAGAAUGUUUAAGCCUCAAAAACCUGACAAAACCCGAUAUCCAAUAUCUACGAUAGGAAUGCUAGAAUUUUGCCAUUCCAUAAAUCCUCUUUGUAACAUAAAUAAGCAAUAUUUGUUUUUAUUUAUUAUAUCAGAGAUUGUUAUGAUAUUUAUUUGUAUGCCAUUUUAUAAAUAAAAUAUAAAAUCGA
Molecule: messenger RNA, 1779 nt
Organism: Tribolium madens (black flour beetle)
Lineage: Eukaryota; Metazoa; Arthropoda; Insecta; Coleoptera; Tenebrionidae
Exons: 10
Coding region: 69-1526 (485 amino acids)
Source: RefSeq, a predicted model, not a curated record